AUGUACAUUUCAGAAAUACUUCAACACAACCAAAAGAUUCAAACAACAAUCAAGAGGAUGGUAUGUGGAGAAACAACAGAAAGAGGAUUUGAUGAGAAUAUACAAGAGAAGAUAGAAGAAGAGAAAAAAAAGAUAGAAGAAGAGAAAAAAAAGAUAGAAGAAGAGGAAGAAAGACAAAAGAAAAUAGUAAGAAUCAGAAAGAUACAAGUGGAUGAAGAAAAGAAAAAACGCAAAGAACAAUUAGAAAGAGAACAAAAUAAAGAAAAAGAAGAAGAAAAACGAAUAAAAGUUGAGAAAAGAAGAGAAAGAGAGAUUGCAAUUAAAAUGACUGAAGAAUUAAAAAAAAUAAAAGCACGUGAAAAUCAACAAUCUCGUGCUUUUGCUCAAUACAAGAAUGAUGAACACAAACUUUCAUUAAAACUAAAAGACGAUGUAUUAAAGAAAAGAAGAAUCCAAAUCGGCGUUCGAUUACCAAAUGGUGAAAUUAAAAAAGCAGUGUUUGUCAAAGAUGAUCAACUCUUUACUGUUUAUAACUUUGUUCAAGGAUUUGGCUUUGAUGGAUUUGUUUUUGUAGAUGGUCGUUCUCACAAAGAAAUAAAUAACUUAGAAGCUACUCUUGAAGAACUUCAUUUUUGGCCUUCUUUCUAUUUGCAUGCUGUCUUAUUUAAUAAGACUGACCCUUCUUACUAUCAAUAA
Molecule: messenger RNA, 696 nt
Organism: Entamoeba dispar SAW760
Lineage: Eukaryota; Evosea; Mastigamoebida; Endamoebidae
Exons: 1
Coding region: 1-696 (231 amino acids)
Molecular function (GO): protein binding
Source: RefSeq, a predicted model, not a curated record